This is a messenger RNA of Nanorana parkeri, 1352 nucleotides long. RefSeq names its product clathrin light chain B (gene CLTB). Gene Ontology annotation, biological process: intracellular protein transport; clathrin-dependent endocytosis; clathrin coat assembly. The transcript has 7 exons. Gene Ontology annotation, molecular function: structural molecule activity; clathrin heavy chain binding. NCBI's taxonomy places the organism in Eukaryota, Metazoa, Chordata, Amphibia, Anura, Dicroglossidae. The record is from RefSeq and is a predicted model, not a curated record. Gene Ontology annotation, cellular component: clathrin coat of trans-Golgi network vesicle; clathrin coat of coated pit; plasma membrane. Bases 186 to 887 code for a protein of 233 amino acids.
AUGUCAUUGCCGUGGUCCUGCCUCUUGAGCAUAGUGCAGUAGUCACAGGGUUGGGUGCUGUUAUUUGUACACUGGGAAUGGCUUGUACGUCCUACUAGUACGAUCUGCCCCGAUCUCCAAAUCCACACUGGUCAGAAGGUCACACACAUCAGGGCGAUCAAAGGAUCAGUGGCGAGGUAGCGAAGAUGUCUGAUGAUUUUGGCUUCUUCUCCUCUUCGGAGAGUGCCGGAGCCGCAGUGGAGGCAGAAGAAGACCCGGCUGCUGCUUUCCUGGCCCAGCAAGAAAGCGAGAUUGCUGGGAUAGAGAAUGACGAAGGCUUCGGAGCGGUGCUGGUGACCAGUCAAGCUUCCUCCCUAGAGCAGUCAGAUCUGGCGAGCGCCGGUGGAUAUGAUGACCUAGUAACUACUCCAAUGAAUGGAGAAAUACACCAGGAUUCGUCAUCUUUCAAUGAUGGAUAUGCAGCUAUAGCACAGGCUGACCGCCUUACUCAGGAGCCAGAGAGUCUCCGCAAAUGGAGAGAAGAACAGAAGGAACGCUUGGAGGAGCUGGAUGCAGCUUCCAAGGUGACGGAACAGGAAUGGAGAGAGAAAGCCAAGAAAGAUCUAGAAGAGUGGUACCAGAGACAGAGUGAACAGAUAGAGAAGAAUAAGGUCACAAACAGGAUUGCGGACAAAGCGUUUUACCAGCAGCCUAAUGCUGAGGUCAUUGGCUAUGUAGCAUCCGAUGAAGUCCUUGCCUCUGAGACCAAGGAUGAUGACACUGGCACUGAGUGGGAACGCGUUGCCCGUCUUUGCGAUUUUAACCCCAAGAGCAGCAAGCAGUCGAAAGAUGUGUCUCGUAUGAGAUCCGUGCUUAUCUCCAUGAAACAGACACCUCUGUCUCGUUAACUUUUCCUCUCCAACCUCACCUCACCUCCCUGCUUCACAUUAUACCAAAGAGUCCAUCAUCACUGGUCGGAGGCCCAUGCAUUUAUGUCAUGAACAUGACCAAGUCACCAAUCCUGCAUCGCGCCCUCAGCAAGACACCCUUUAAUGAACUCAAAUUACAACCUGCAGUACAGCAUCACCACUUCAACUUUAAGUUGUGAUGACAUAGUUUAAGAAUGCUGACUGUUGUAGCAGAAGCAUGUGGUGGGGAGAAGAAAAGCUUAUGAGAUGUUUGAUUUUUUUCUGUGUGCCUGUCUUUUUAGAAUGCUCGCUUGUAUAUUUGUCAUAAAUUGUUUGAGAAAUGUAAAGCAUGUGUGGCAAUGGUGCAAAGUACUGUAAAUCCCCUUGAAAGAGGGUAUAAAACCUAUGCACAGAGGCAAGGACACAUUAUACAGAAAUAGGUUAGUUAAUAUCAAAUAACUUAAA